AUGGACCCAGAUACCCCUCCACCCGCGGAGCAGCCCGGCGUGCUCAAUUACCUUCUUAGCUUUCUGCUAGUCGGCUUAGCAUGGGGAUUUACAACACCCUUUAUCCGCCGCGCGGCAGUCGAUUUCAAUGCGAGGAAUGAAGCUAAACAGAAUGUUAAUCAGUCUGAUACGAGACACGGCGAGCAAUCAUUCCUCUCAGUUCCAUGGAUAAAGGAGAAAAUUUUCUCUGUAUUCUGGACGGUAGUGAAUCUACUGCGCACUCCGGCAUAUUCGGUUCCCUUACUGAUUAAUUUGACGGGGAGCGUGUGGUUUUUCUUACUGGUUGGAAAGCAUGAGUUCAGUCUUACAGUCCCAAUAACAAAUUCGACUGCAUUCUUAUUUACGGUCCUCGGGGAGUGGUACGUUGAAGGCAAGGUGAUAUCAAAAGAAACUUGGUUAGGGAUGAUCUUGGUCCUUGGUGGAAUUGCUCUAUGUGUGCAAUCCAAACUCUGA
Molecule: messenger RNA, 492 nt
Organism: Trichophyton rubrum CBS 118892
Lineage: Eukaryota; Fungi; Ascomycota; Eurotiomycetes; Onygenales; Arthrodermataceae
Exons: 3
Coding region: 1-492 (163 amino acids)
Source: RefSeq, a predicted model, not a curated record